This is a messenger RNA of Linepithema humile (Argentine ant), 2669 nucleotides long. It is a transcript of the gene Edem1, whose product is annotated as ER degradation-enhancing alpha-mannosidase-like protein 2. NCBI's taxonomy places the organism in Eukaryota, Metazoa, Arthropoda, Insecta, Hymenoptera, Formicidae. Gene Ontology annotation, molecular function: mannosyl-oligosaccharide 1,2-alpha-mannosidase activity; calcium ion binding. The record is from RefSeq and is a predicted model, not a curated record. Gene Ontology annotation, biological process: endoplasmic reticulum mannose trimming; mannose trimming involved in glycoprotein ERAD pathway; carbohydrate metabolic process. Gene Ontology annotation, cellular component: membrane; endoplasmic reticulum.
UCUUACUCUAGUGCAUAUGCGCUUGAUCAACUUCAGUCACUUUGGUUAUGUUUAACCAAGAUUAGUCGGAAAUCGCGACGCAAUCAAUUAUAAGUAUUAAAUAUAGUGUCCGAUAAACGCAUAACUGUCUUUUUAUCGUUUCUGCAAUCAAAACAAGCCGGACAUGAUCGGGAAAUUAGAUUUGCAUCGCGCGCGCGCGUACCUUAAUUUCACGUACGAGAUAAACCGCGAUAUAGGUUAAGUGACACUGCACGAAACACGAUGUUUGCGGGGCAUAACAAAAUUAUUUUGAUUACGUGGCUGGUGCGAAGCACAUGAGUUUCACAUCGAGAAGUUUAUUGUAUCCCGUGAAAAAAAGCGGCGAUGCACGGUGAUAACGGAUAAAAAAAAAAUCACAGUGACAGUUAAGCCACGAUGAUUCUAUUUAGAGUGGGGUCGAUUCUAGGCCUUUUAAUUUUGGUCAGCGGAUUCCGGGAGUACAAGAGAAAGGAUCUGAUCGCUCUUCGCGAGGAGGUUCGCUCCAUGUUCGAUUACGCUUAUUCUGGUUACCUGACGCACGCUUAUCCAUACGACGAACUGCGUUCACUGAGUUGCGACGGCUUUGAUACCUGGGGCAGUUUCUCCCUGACGUUGAUCGACGCCUUGGACACGCUUGCGGUCAUGGGCAACUUCUCCGAGUUCCGUCGUGUUGCCGAGAUAAUCAGCGCACGUGUAAACUUUGAGGCCAAUAUCAAUGUAUCCGUAUUCGAAACGAAUAUCCGGGUAGUCGGUGGACUGCUGAGCGCUCAUCUGUUAUCGCGCAAGGCUGGUGUUAAGUUGGAACCUGGUUGGCCCUGUAACGGUCCGCUGCUGCGUCUUGCCGAGGACAUGGCCAAGAGAUUGAUUGCAGCGUUCGACACACCUACAGGAAUGCCGUAUGGUACAGUUAAUCUGAAGUAUGGAGUACCUGAAGGCGAGACCAGCAUCACUUGCACCGCUGGCAUCGGCACUUUCCUGCUAGAAUUCGGUACUCUCUCUAGGUUAACAGGAGACCCGCUGUACGAGGAAGUAGCCAUGAAUGCGAUAAAGGCAUUGCAUUAUUACAAAUCAAACAUUGGUUUAGUUGGCAAUCACAUAGAUGUUCUCACCGGCCAUUGGACAGCCCAGGAUUCUGGUAUAGGCGCUGGAGUGGAUUCCUACUUCGAGUAUCUGGCAAAGGGCACGUUACUGUUUCAAGAUCCGUUACUGGCUUCGAUAUUCCGAGAGCACAGAAGAGCCAUAGAGAAGUAUAUUCGUCGAGAAGAUUGGCAUCUGUGGGUGUCGAUGACCAAGGGUCAGGUGACUCUACCGGUAUUUCAGUCAUUAGACGCAUACUGGCCUGGAGUAUUAAGUUUGUUCGGCGAGAUCGGAGACGCGAUGAAAUCUUUACACAAUUAUCAUCGUGUAUGGAAACAAUUCGGAUUCACUCCGGAAUUCUACAACAUACCGCAGGCUGAGGCAGGGACCAACAGGGAGGGUUAUCCGCUAAGACCUGAGCUCAUAGAAUCUGUUAUGUAUCUUUACAGAGCUACCAAAGAUCCAUACUUGAUUCAGGUAGGAGUGGACAUCCUGAGGAGCUUGCAGCACAGCGCCAGAACUGCAUGUGGCUAUGCAACCAUCAAUGAUGUUCGGGAUCAUCGCAAAGCGGACAGAAUGGAAUCUUUCUUUCUCGCGGAAACCACCAAGUACCUGUACCUGCUUUUCGACACGGACAACUUUAUCCAUAACACCGGUACCGAGGGAGAGAUAAUCGACACUCAAUGGGGCCAGUGCGUGGUGGAUGCUGGUGGGUACAUCUUCAAUACGGAGGCUCACCCAAUCGAUCCAGGAGCUUUGUAUUGUUGUCGGCCAGCGCAAGAUAUCUUUCCAUACAAAAGGCCGGUGCUGAAAAGAUUUCUACCAACGCCAAGCAGGCUAGAAGAUAACUCAUCGACGAACGAUCUUCGUUAUGAAAAGGAUGUUAUUAAAGAUCCAGACGUGCUGUCGAUCGCGAUUGCAAAGCUAUCUGAAAUUAGACAGUACUCUAUGAGCAAGAAAGAAAACGUAAUCAACGAGAGUUUCUCGUCGUCGAACGCUUCGUCGAUAGACCCUGUUGUGGAGAAAAAUGUGGAAGUCCAGGAAACAGAGAAGUCGAAUCAGAGCGCGAUUUCUAGUGUUCGGCUGCCGACAACGCAGGUUUUAGCACCCUCAACGAUUUACAAAGCCGACGAUAGCGAAGGUUCCGAGAAUUUCGAGCCACAAAUAUUAUCAAAUGAACAGUACUCUACUUCUGGUGCCACAACGCAGAGCAAUACUCGACAAAAUACGACACCAAGUCCCCCAAGGACCAGAUUCGAGCCCCAAAUAAUGCUGGAAAAAAUCAGACGCAGUAAUCUCUAUCCGACCAAUAUCACAGCGAGACAGAACUAUCAGAUCUUAUCCUGUCAAGCUCAACCAUUCCUACAACGAAUAUCGAUCAUAGGAGAAUUUUUUUAAGUAAUGCAUAAAGAAAAGACGAGAUAAAAGAUUUACAAAUCUUGCAAUUCACAAGUCUUGAGCACGAAAAUGGAUUUUACGCAAUCCCAUUUCGUGUAUGUUGUACUUUAAGACAUAUUAUUCCUGUGAUAAUGAUUGUUGUAUAGUUUCUAAUAAAUCUAUGAUGUACGGAUAAA